AUGAUAUGUUUAUUAGCUCCAGUAGCAAAUGAGGAAUGUGAAACUGAUUUGAUCCGAGAAUUACGUAAAGGUGUAUACAGUGCUCUUUUGCCUGAAACACCAGAGCAACUUCGUCAAAUGAUCAGUACUUUAACAGUGAAAAGAAUAAACAUGCCCAAACCAUUUCUGAAUGGGUUCUUGAAUUUGAGAUUAAGACUAUUAAACGAACACAAAAAAGUACUUGCUUCACUUCUUGAGCACGAUUAUCCACACAUUGAAACUAAUUAUCUAAAGUUGCGACAGUUAGAUCGUCCAGCAUUAAUCCUAUGGGGUCGUCAAGAUCAAGUAUAUGCUUUUAGCGGUGCUGAAUUCUUUUGCAAUUUACUACCCAAAGCAGAAUGCGUUCUUUUUGAUGAUUGUGGUCACUUUAUGGCUCUUGACAAACCCGAAGAGACAGCUAAUAGUAUUUUAUCUUUUUUUGAUAAACAUGCAAAUUAUCAGGUAAAAUUCAUGUCAUUAACAAAUAUUAGAUUAAUGGACUAA
Molecule: messenger RNA, 522 nt
Organism: Adineta steineri
Lineage: Eukaryota; Metazoa; Rotifera; Eurotatoria; Adinetida; Adinetidae
Source: the annotation of a GenBank genome assembly